Molecule: messenger RNA, 3841 nt
Organism: Oppia nitens
Lineage: Eukaryota; Metazoa; Arthropoda; Arachnida; Sarcoptiformes; Oppiidae
Gene: Upf2
Product: regulator of nonsense transcripts 2-like
Exons: 6
Coding region: 169-3777 (1202 amino acids)
Biological process (GO): nuclear-transcribed mRNA catabolic process, nonsense-mediated decay
Cellular component (GO): exon-exon junction complex; cytoplasm
Molecular function (GO): RNA binding; protein binding
Source: RefSeq, a predicted model, not a curated record
AUGUUUACCACUUGUUUAGUGUGUGUUUGUAUUCACUGUUUAGUCAAAACUUUGAAUACAAUUCGAGUCAUUAAAUGAAUUGAAGACACAAUACAUGUCUUGUAUGAAGACAUUACUUAUGCUAUCAUUUUGAAUGACAUUUGUCUACAAAUCUUAAACAAUCACACAAUGGAUCCACAAAUGACACAAACAGAAUUGACAGCAGACGUGAACAAUACUGAGUCGACAAGUGGUGACCCAAAUGACAACAAUGAAGACCAAAACAAUGAAGAGUUGGACCAAAAACAACUGAUUCACGCGUUUAUCAAUGAAUGCGAAGAACGGCUAAAACUGAAACAAAGUCAAAGACAUGAAAACAGUAAAGAAAACAUCAAAUAUCCUGAAGAAUCGUUUUUUGCACGAUUGGACUCUUCCAUCAAAAAGAAUUCAACAUUUGUCAAGAAGUUGAAGAAUAUGACGGACGCACAGAAAGAGUCCAUUUUUAAGGACAUGAAUGGUCUUAAUCUAAGUAAAUAUAUCUCAGAAGUGGCCAUUUCUAUCGUUGAAGCGAAGAUCAAACUCAACGAAAUACCGAUGGCUAUAAAGAUAUGUUCGGCUCUCCAUCAAAGAUAUCCCGAUUUUUCUGGACAACUACUCGAGUCGUGGCUUAAAAAUUUUCCGAAGAAAGCCGGCGAUUCAAUUAACGCAUCAAAAAUGCGAAUAGAUAUUCGGUUGUUUGCUGAACUAAUAUCUUCGGGUAUUUUUACACUCAAAGAAGGACUUCCAGUUUUAGGAAAUCUGUUAACAUUAUUAACGACCACCGAUAAAGAAAAUCAUCAAAAUCUUAAUAUAUUGUUAGCUUUUUGUCGUCAUUGCGGCGAUGAUUACGCAGGAUUUGUGCCGCGAAAGAUGCGAUUGUUGUCCGAAAAGUAUUUGUUGUCAAUACCUCAGAGUGUAUUUCUUCAAACUGAUCGCAAAAAAGGCGUUCAAAAUCUUUUACGCGAAUAUUAUCGAUCGUUGUGUUCACAUGUUGUCAAUGAUCACAAACAACUUCAGAAUCAAGAGAAACAAAUCAGAAAAACACUUCAAAUGAAAGGUGAAAUUCCUAAGGAAAGAAAAAUGAAGUUUGAGACCAAACAACUUGAUUGGCAAAAGUUGUGGUCAUCUACUCAACAAUACGCUGAUAUUGUUGACGAAGAUUUACCCAUUUUAGCACCGGAUUUGUCAGAGUUUUCCGAUGAUAAUGACGAUACUAACGCCACAAUGAAUUUUGAUGUUUCUAAUAGAUUCAAAGGACAGCCUGAGUUUGAAGAGGGAGCUCUUUGGGAGGAUGAAGACACCCGAAUAUUUUAUCAACACUUACCUGAUUUGAAAUCUAUAAUACCAUCGAUUUUAUAUAAAGAUUGUGUAAAAGAGGCUGAAAUUAAAUCAGAACAAAAUGAAAAUAAAGACGAGAAUAAAGAUGAAGAUAAAGACGAGAAUAAAGAUGAAGUUAAAGAUGAAAAUAAAGAUGAGAUAAAGACAGAUAAUGACGAAACAAUUAUUGAGUUAAUCGAUGAUAUUGUCGAUAUAGAUGAUGAUAUUACAGAUCCUGCAGAACCUGUUGUCGACAUUGAAGGCGAUGAAAGCGACGACGACUCUACAAAAGGGGCGGCAAUUAAAGUGUCAAAUAAAGUACUUUUGGAACAGUUUUUCAAUUCAAUGCUUCAUUGUGUUAACAGAGAUGUUAUCGAUAAGGCGGCCAUCGAUUUCUGUACGAAUCUUAAUACUAAAUCUAAUCGCAAGAAAUUGGUCCGAUCGCUGUUUACUGUUCCGCGAACUCGACUCGAUUUGUUGCCAUUCUAUUCACGUUUUGUGGCACAGAUAUCACCAAUUAUGCCAAAUAUUGCCACCGAUUUAGUAGCACUUCUUAAACAAGAUUUUAAAUUUUUGUUCAGAAAGAAAGAUCAAAUAAACAUCGAAAGUAAAGUCAAAAACGUUCGGUUUAUCGGAGAAUUAGUUAAAUUUGAAAUCUUUCCCAAAUCUGAAGCACUUCAUUGCUUUAAAUUAUUAUUAUCAGACUUCCGUCACCAUCACAUUGAGAUGACCUGUAAUUUAUUGGAAACUUGUGGUCGAUAUCUGUAUCGAUCGACUGAUUCACAUUUGCGAACUAAACUUCUUUUGGAUCAAAUGAUGCGUAAGAAAGCUCUCUUACCAUUUGGUUCUCUAUACGCAACAAACAUUGAAAAUGCUUAUUAUUUUGCUAAUCCUCCCGAAUCACAAGCCAUUACUCGAAUAGAAAGACCUCCAAUACAUCAAUACAUUAGAAAAUUACUUUAUCACGACUUAUCCAAAGCAAAUGUGGAUAAAAUAUUGCGACAAAUUCGUAAACUGAAUUGGGAUGACCCGGAUAUGGUUUCCUAUACAAUCAAAUGUUUGAUUGCCAUAUGGAAUGUCAAGUUCUUCAACGUCCGAUGUGUCGCCAAACUAUUAGCCGGUCUCAACUCAUUUCAGGAGUGGAUCGCACCUCAACUAAUUGAUGGCGUACUCGAAGACAUUAGGCUUGGAAUGGAAAUGAAUUUACCGAAAUACAAUCAAAGAAGAAUUUCAAUGUCUAGAUAUUUGGGUGAACUCUAUAACUAUCGAUUAAUUGAUUCUUCUAUUGUCUUCAAAGUUUUAUAUUCCUUCACAACAUUUGGUGUUAUUUAUGAUCAUUCAGUUUACAGUCCAUUAGAUCCGCCCGAAAAUCUUAUCCGAAUAAGACUUAUUUGUCAACUGUUGGAAACGUGUGGUCAAUAUUUCAGUUCUGGUUUGGCUAAGAAAAAACUCGACUGUUUUCUCUUCUUUUUUCAGAAAUAUUAUUGGUUUAAGAGAACGUAUGAAUUUUAUAAUGAGGACAAUCCGUUUCAUUUCUCAAUGAUUUAUUUAUUCAAAGAUGUAAUACUUUUGUUGAGACCUAAGUUCAAGUUUGCCGACUCCUAUGAGUCCGCCUCCACUCGUGUCGACGAUUUGCUCAAUGAAUUGACUCCUAAAGUUCAGGAGAUUUUACCAAAUUAUAAACUCGAUAGACAUGAGGGACAUACAGAUGAUAUCAGUGAUGAACAAAACUCUGGUUUGACUACAAUUAAGGAAUUAGGAGAAAGUGAUGAAAUAUAUAGUUCUGAUGAUGAAUACGCGCCAAUUGGACAACAAAUUGAGUUCAGACAACGGACAACAACUGAUGAUGAGGACAAUAAUGGCAGUGAAAGUGAUGCUAACAUUCUAUCCGAUACUGACUUACGAGAUCCAAAUGGUCCACAAAGUGGUCCAAAAGUUAUUCACUGUCCUGAAGACGACGACUUUCUAAAAGAUUUCGAUAAAAUGAUGAGUGAAUCGCUAGUCUCCAGAAGUCAAGAAAUGGUCAGAAGUAACACUGAUAUUGUGAUUCCGGUGAAUAGAAAUCAACCGAAAAAAGUUGCUUUUUCUGACAAUUCAGGACUGAAUGAGAUCAAAGAAGAGACUCCAACCAUAAACUUCAUGAUUAUGACUAAAAGUAAAGGCAAUAAACCGGUGCUUAAGAAUGUAGACGUCCCGAUAGAUUCAGAAUUUGUGGCAACUCUUAAGGCUAGAGAAGAGGAAGAAAAGGCUGAAAAGAAAAAUAUUAAAAAAUUGAUUUUAGAUAUUAAUGAGAGACGAGAAAUGGAGGACAGAGACGCUGAACUAGAAAAAGGAACGACAGCUUCGGGAACAACAAACGCCGGUUACCGACGCAAAUAUCAACACCAAAAGGGAGUUCCAGAUGUGGACAUCAUAUUUGGAAAUAGAUAUCAAAAACGAUGAUAACAUGGGAUACACUUCGUUAGUGACAAAUAUAUCAAAUAAUUAACUCAUUAUUGAGAAAACU